AGAAUGAGUCAAGCAGCAGGCAACGACGGACAGGCUGUCCCAGAGGGGGAGCCUGAGCACGUGAGCAUGCACACGGAGGCUGUCCGCAGCUGGCCUCCGAGAAGGCAGCCCCGGGCGUGGGCCCUGUUCCAGAAGCCGUCCCUAUCAAUGAGCCGCAGUUCGCGGCAAACUUCAUGAACUUCCUCCAGCACAUGGCUGGAGCAUACGUUCCACCGCCGCCACGAGUGGCGGUGGUCACCAUCGAGAAGCUCCGGAAGAAUGGAGCUGAGGAAUUCUUGGGCGAUCAGAUCGCCGACCCUAUGAUCGCUAAACGGUGGUUUGAGCGAACCAUCCGAGUUUUGGGGAACCCGAGGGUUCCACAGGAUCAGCGCGGCGACCUCGCAGUUGCCUUACUCCAGGAUUCCACCUACGACUGGUGGAAGCGCGUGGGAGCAGACGUCCUAGAGCCCGUGCAGUGGGCCACAUUUGAUCGACUCUUCCAUGAGGAGUACAUCCCAGAGCACUUCGUCGAGGCGAAGCGAGAGGAGUUCCUGAAGUUCACUCAGGGCGAACUCACACUACCGGAGUAUCGUCAAAAGUUUGACGAGCUCGCGGGGUUUGGGCAAGAUCUCGUCCCGACCAUGGAGUAGCGGUGCAAGUGCUUUGUGGAGGGUCUACGUCCCAAUUUAUCGGCUCAUCUGAUCACUGCCCCUCGGGUUGACAUCAAUGCAUUGUUCAAGCAUGUGUUGGACAUGAAUGCGGCCCUCAUCAAGAAGGCUUAGUAUGAGCAGAAGCUGGGGGCGUCAGCAGCACCAUCUCGUCCUCCUCCACCCAGAAGGUGGGAACCAGU
Messenger RNA from Cuscuta campestris, 829 nucleotides. The record is from the annotation of a GenBank genome assembly. Lineage: Eukaryota; Viridiplantae; Streptophyta; Magnoliopsida; Solanales; Convolvulaceae.